AUGUGCGGGCUUUCUGCGUUCAUCACGGCAACGCCGCAGAGGAAGAAAAAGGUCGAAAAACAGCUCGAUGCCAGUCUAGAUAUCAUCAAGCAUCGGGGCCCGGAUGCUCGUGGUGUUUAUUUUAGUCCCGACUACCGCGUGGGCCUUGGCCAUGUUCGUCUGUCGAUUAUCGAUCUCAGCCCGGAAGGCAACCAGCCGUUUGUCGAUGAAUCUGGUGGGAUCUACGCUGUCGUCAAUGGCGAGCUAUACGACUAUGAAAAAUACCGCGCUGAACUCUCCGACACAUUCACCUUCAAGGGCCACAGCGACUGUGAGAUUGUCAUCGCCUUGUAUAAGAAGUACGGCAUUUCCUUCCUCUCCCACCUCCGCGGCGAGUUCGCUCUCGUGCUAUGGGAUGCAAAGCGGGAACUGCUCCUUGCCGCCCGAGAUCGAUAUGGAAUUAAGUCACUCUAUUAUACACUCGUGAAUGGGAGGCUGCUGGUAGCAACAGAGAUGAAGUCGUUUUUGGCGCUGGGUCUGAAGCCAGAGUGGGAUGUUUAUAGUCUCAAGGAUCAGAGUUGGAUGUUUGGGAAGAGGACGUUCUUGAAGGGGGUUAGGAGGGUGCUGCCGGGUCAUUAUAUGAGUUGUAGGCAUUUUGGAGAGACGGAGCAGAAGAUUUAUUGGGAUGUCGAGUAUCCAGAUAAGACCGUGAAAGAAACACGGACCGAAGAAGAAUGCAUCAAAGGCGUUCGAGACCGUUUAUUCGAAGCGAUUCGAGUGCGACUCCGAGCUGACGUCCCUGUCGGCGUCUAUCUCAGCGGAGGACUCGACUCGUCCGCCGUCGCCGGCAUAAUCGCCCAUCUAAUGAAAGAAGAGGGAGCAAAACUCGGCGACGAAGCAAGCGGCGAACUCAAACGUCUCAAAGUCUUUACCGUCCAGUUCGACAAAGACAGCGGCGUCGAUGAAUCCGACAUCGCCAAACGCACCGCCGACUGGCUCGGCGUCGACUUCCACCCGAUCAGGAUGACCGAAGAGUCCAUCGCGAGCCGCUUUGAAGAUGUGGUCUGGCACAGUGAGGCGCCCUUUGCCGAUACGAAUGGGACGGGCAAGCUGGCCAUGGCGGAAAUGGUGCAUUCACACGGCAUCAAAGUCGUCAUCACUGGUGAGGGCGCUGAUGAGAACUUUGGCGGAUACUCGUUUCUGGUGCCGGAUCGGUUCCGUGAGCCUGAUCUUACAUGGGCAUCUCCUAUCCCAACGGCGGAACAGCUGAAGACUGCUAUUUCAAAACUGAUAUGGAGUGGGGAGACGGUGAAUGAAGGGCCGCCGUCUGCGAGGAAUAUGUCCAACAACACAUGCACAUCUAACAAUAUUGCCUUUGUCAAUCAGCUACCCAUGGCAGACUGGACGGAUGGUUUACUGACAGAACACCCUGAAACCGCUCUGGUGGAGAGUCUAGACAGCCAUGCUCUAUCCUCGAUGAUGUACAAGUGGCAUCCACUGCAUACAGCGCUGUACAUCACGACCAGAAUCGGACUGGCAAACGCCCUCCUCCGCUAUCUGGGCGAUAAUAUUGACAUGGUGCAUCACGUUGAAAGCAGAACCCCCUUUCUCGACCACCAUCUGACACAAUACGUCAACAGUCUGCCCCCGGCUCUGAAGAUCCGCUAUGAUCCGGACACAGGCAAUAUGUCCGAAAAGUACAUUCUCAAAGAAGCCGUCAAACCAUUCAUCACAGACGAGAUCUACGGCCGGCAGAAGAAGCCAUUCCUCGGCCCGCCCCGGUUUAAAGAAAACGGACCGUUCCAUUUAAUGAUAAGCAGGCUCAUUACGAAGACGAAUAUCGAGGGAUUAGGAUUUAUCGAGUGGAAGGUGGCCAAGAAGCUAUUCGAUAAUGCGUUUACUGCCAAUGAUGGCGUGGCACUGCGGAGUGUGUUUCUGAUUGCGCAGAUGGUGGUGCUGGGACAGAGAUUUGGCAUUAAGACUGCUGUUCCUGAAUGA
This is a messenger RNA of Aspergillus wentii DTO 134E9, 1977 nucleotides long. RefSeq names its product asparagine synthetase B family protein. Bases 1 to 1977 code for a protein of 658 amino acids. NCBI's taxonomy places the organism in Eukaryota, Fungi, Ascomycota, Eurotiomycetes, Eurotiales, Aspergillaceae. Gene Ontology annotation, cellular component: cytosol. The transcript is spliced from 3 exons. The record is from RefSeq and is a predicted model, not a curated record. Gene Ontology annotation, molecular function: asparagine synthase (glutamine-hydrolyzing) activity.